AUGGCAAAACCUGUUGGCUCCUAUUGUCUCCUCUCAUGUCUCUUUGUCUUGCUUGUGAGUUUUGCCUCAGCAGCCAAAUAUGAUCAAGACAAACAGGUGUAUAUAGUAUACAUGGGUGCACUUCCUGCUCGUGUUGACUACAUGCCAAUGUCCCAUCACACGAGUAUUCUUCAACAGGUCACCGGAGAGAGUUCGAUCGAGAAUCGAUUGGUUAGGAGUUAUAAAAGGAGUUUCAACGGUUUCGCGGCUCGAUUAACCGAAUCCGAAAGAGAGAUACUAGCAAGUAUGGAAGAAGUUGUGUCUGUGUUUCCAAGCAAGAAACUGAUGCUCCAAACAACGAGGUCUUGGGAUUUCAUGGGCCUUAAGGAAGGUAAAAAGACGAAACGGAAACCUAGCAUCGAGAGCAAUACGAUCAUCGGAGUCAUCGAUAGUGGAAUCUACCCUGAAUCGGACAGCUUCAAUGGCAAAGGCUUUGGUCCUCCUCCUAAGAAAUGGAAAGGUGUUUGCGAAGGCGGCAAAAACUUCUCUUGCAACAACAAACUUAUUGGAGUAAGGUACUACACACCAAAAUUGGAGGGGCUUCCUCAUUCAGCGAGGGACAACAUGGGACAUGGAUCGCACACAGCGUCCACUGCGGCUGGAAACACUGUGAAGGACGUUAGCUUUUACGGACUCGGCAACGGAACCGUGAGAGGUGGCGUUCCAGCCGCAAGAAUAGCGGUUUACAAAGUAUGUGAACCGGGUAUCUUUGGGUGCACCGGUGACGGAAUGCUAUCUGCAUACGAUGAUGCGAUAGCGGAUGGCGUGGACAUCAUCACAAUCUCCAUCGGUGGAGAUUCUAGUUCGCCGUUCGAGGUGGACCCAACCGCGAUCGGGGCUUUCCAUGCCAUGGCUAAGGGUAUCCUUACAGUGAAUUCCGCUGGAAACAGUGGACCAGAACGAAGCACGGUCACAAGUGUUGCGCCGUGGAUCUUGACAGUUGCUGCUAGUAAUACGAACCGUGCGUUCGUCACCAAAGUUGUUCUUGGAGACGGCAAGACAGUUGUCGGAAGAUCAGUAAAUACGUUUGAUCUUAACGGAACAAAGUACCCUCUGGUGUACGGAAGAUCAGCUUCAACUAGUUGCGGUGCUGCUUCCGCCGGGUUCUGCUCACCAGGGUGUCUAGACAGUAAACUUGUGAAAGGAAAGAUUGUGUUAUGCGAUUUCGAGCUAAACACCGAUGAAGCUCAAUCUAUGGGAGCCGUCGCAUCCAUCACUAAGAGCAGCAGAGUAGACUUCGCCUCUGUCUUCUCUUUCCCAGUCUCUGCUCUAUCAGAAGACGACUAUAACACUGUCCUCUCAUAUAUGAACUCCACAAAAAACCCCAAAGCGACUGUUCUGAAAAGUGACACGAUCUUUAAGCAGACAGCUCCCGUCACUGCUACCUACUCUUCUCGUGGUCCAAACGCAAUCAUUCCUGAUAUUUUGAAGCCGGAUAUUACAGCGCCGGGAUCAGAGAUCCUGGCUGCUUAUUCUCCUGAUGCUCCCCCGAGUCAAUCAGACACAAGACAUGUAAAGUACUCUGUUGCUACGGGAACCUCAAUGGCUUGUCCGCACAUUGCUGGUGUAGCCGCCUACAUAAAAACGUUUCACCCUCGCUGGUCUCCUUCCAUGAUCAAAUCCGCCAUUAUGACUACCGCUUGGUCAAUGAAUGCAUCUACUUCUCCGUUCAACGAGAUGGCAGAGUUUGCUUAUGGAGCAGGCCAUGUCGAUCCGAUAACCGCUAUUCAUCCUGGACUUGUCUAUGAAGCUAAUAAACACGACCACAUUGCCUUUCUCUGCGGCUUAAACUACACUGGAAAGAACUUUAGACUCAUCUCUGGUGAUAGCAGCAGUUGCACUAAGGAACAAACUAAAUCGCUACCCCGAAACCUAAACUAUCCUUCCAUGACUGCUCAAGUCUCGGCGACAAAACCAUUCAAAGUGACUUUCCGUAGGACAGUCACAAACGUUGGUAUGCCAAACACUACCUACAAAGCAAAGGUAGUCGGAGAUAAUCUCAAAGUCAAGGUUGUUCCCAGCGUCUUGUUUUUCAAGUCGGUAUACGAGAAGAAGUCUUUCACCGUGACUGUUUCAGGCAAUGGUCCGGAAGCUGAUAAACUUAUGUCUGCACAUCUGAUAUGGUCUGAUGGUGUUCAUUCUGUGAGAAGCCCCAUGGUGAUUUAUGCUGCAAACUGA
Arabis nemorensis is the source of this 2217-nucleotide messenger RNA. The record is from the annotation of a GenBank genome assembly. NCBI's taxonomy places the organism in Eukaryota, Viridiplantae, Streptophyta, Magnoliopsida, Brassicales, Brassicaceae.